AUGACAACCAUAUCAACAUCUAAACUUAGUGUUACACCUCCAACUCAGCUUCAAUUAGCCCUGGCAUUGGCUGUUGUCAAGGGAAAACCACCAGGGCAAAGCGUGAAAGAAUACAUUUUGCAGAUUCGGCACUUCAUUAAAAAGACCAAGGACUUGGGCCAAAUUGUUGCAACAGACAAGUUCUUCGAUAGCGUCUCUUUCUGGCAACAGGCAUACGAACGGUCCGAGGCAGGACAGAGCAAGCUACAAGAUCAAGUCCAUGAGCUUAACCAGCGUAUUGAAGGCCUUCUUGUCAAACUGCGUGUCAAUGGCACUGCAAAUGACAAUGAGAGCUUGCCGGCAAACAAACGCAAGGCGUCUGCUGUUGGCAAGAAUACGAAUAGUUCAAACAUGGCCAAGAAACGCAUAAAGCUACCAAAAAAUAUGCAGAAAAGCAUACCAUUGAUGGAUGAUGAUGAUUCAGGAGAAGAGGAUGUCUUAUGUCUCAAUAGGCAUCUGCAUACCGUUCAAAAAGCCCUGCAAAGAAGGACAACUAGCAGCUCUGAGGCUAAUUCUCUGGCCGUGAAGGCAGUCAUCCUCUGCAAAUCCGCAGAGCAAAAACUGAUCCAAACUAUCCAGAGGGAGAGCAGUAUGACAGAGCAGAAACCUUCUCAGACAGGGCAAGCCAACAUGCCGGAUACACAUGAUGUUAUGAAUGGUGUGACAGUUGCUUUCCAUCUCACACACAAAGCAUUGCACAAGAUUGGCGGAGCCAAGAAUAGAAUGCAGCACCAAGGCCAAGUCAUUUACUACUUAGUAGGUCUGUUCGAAUCAACCAUGACAGCACUCACUUUGCAUUGUACUUCAAUAUCCAAGCAAAAGCCAGUCACCAAAAACACAAAAUCGAGUGGAGACCCAAAGCCUACCACGCAACCCGAAGAACAAAGCAAACGUCCAAAAGCGAACAGCUUAGCUACCAAGAAUGAAAUAACCUUUCGCCUUGCAGACCUGCUCUGCACGAUGGCCCUCUCCCUCAAUCUCACGCGCACCGAAGACCAGGAAGUAAUGGAAGGGUUUCUCUUCCUUGUCAUUGAUCGAAUGGGCAAAAUGCUAGCUCUUCACGUGUUCCAUGACCUGCGAUUGCCAAUGGGCAUCUGCCCCGGGAUGACGUUCCCAAACGGACUGGAGGCAAUGACUGACGAGUGUCUUGGGCCGAACGAGGCACAACUGGAAGCCAAGUAUCUGAUUCGGCUUCUGGAUAGAAUGCUUAAUGCCGAGUCCCGUCAAUCACCCCUCGAGGCAUCUGCUGCUCGGCAAUUUGUCACAAUAGCCAAAGAUCGUCUGCAAAAGUCUCUCCUCCGGGCUGUAUUCGGACCUGAUGAUCAUCUGUUUCGGGAGGGCCUGCGGCGUCCGCAUACUCCGCCUCCUCAGGUACUUGAGAAUAAACAGAUGGAUCAGAGAGAGUUUUCGGAUUGGCUUACACAGGAGCUGUGGCGGCUUGUUGGUUGGGAUGUGUUGAGGACCGUGGUUGCUCCAACCUAA
This is a messenger RNA of Penicillium roqueforti, 1521 nucleotides long. RefSeq lists its product as uncharacterized. The record is from RefSeq and is a predicted model, not a curated record. NCBI's taxonomy places the organism in Eukaryota, Fungi, Ascomycota, Eurotiomycetes, Eurotiales, Aspergillaceae. Bases 1 to 1521 code for a protein of 506 amino acids. The transcript is spliced from 3 exons.